UUUCUGUCAACGGUUUACGAGUGGAAGUUAAUGACACAGGGAGUGUAGCAGUUCCUUUGGAGAUUGCAGAUAAUCAAGAGUUGUCCAUCUUGUACAGAAGGCGGUGGUUCUGUUUUGACUGUAACAAGCUUAUAGUUGGCUUUGGUUCAUAUGAAAAACACAUGCAGGCAGUUCAUGACCGAGAACUUCAUUUUAAGUGUCUUCUAACGGCUUGCUCAAAGUGCUUCUCCAUUGUUGAUGAAUACAGGUACCAUUCAGAACAAAUGAGCCACAUACCAAACAGUUUAUCAUGCUGCCACAUUUGUGAUGUCGUUGUGUUUACGAAAAAGGAGCUUGAGCGUCAUCAGUCUACUAUCGAACAUAGUGAGAAUAAGCUGAAGGAGGCCGGGGGCUGGCAGUGUCCGCUGUGCAGGCAGAACUUUGGGAGACUAGCAAUGCAGACACACCUGGCUAGUGACAGGCACUACUACCCGUGCGACAUGUGCCAGCAUGUGAGCAUCUCGAAGAAGCAACUGCACUGUCACAAGAGCUGUGAGCACCGCAAGACUUCACAGAUCUGCGAGGUGUGUGGUAAGGUGAUUCAGAGCAUGACAGGACUUUGGAAACACAAGGUCACUGUCCACCAACUUAUAAAUCCUAGAGAGUGCAAGUACUGCAAGAAGGUUUUUCCAUUCAAAUCCAAGCUGCGGUGAGUACAGCAUUUAAUAACUUUACAGGCAUUCUCACCAGCAUCAUAAUAACACAUCCUUGUACAAUGUAUUUAUAAUUACUACACCAAAGUUGUGGUACAUACCAUAUGCAAAUUCAUGUCGUAGC
This is a messenger RNA of Priapulus caudatus, 816 nucleotides long. Its product is annotated as zinc finger protein 888-like. NCBI's taxonomy places the organism in Eukaryota, Metazoa, Priapulida, Priapulimorpha, Priapulimorphida, Priapulidae. Gene Ontology annotation, cellular component: nucleus. The transcript has 6 exons. The coding region runs from base 162 to 692 and encodes 176 amino acids. Gene Ontology annotation, molecular function: DNA-binding transcription factor activity, RNA polymerase II-specific; RNA polymerase II transcription regulatory region sequence-specific DNA binding. The record is from RefSeq and is a predicted model, not a curated record. Gene Ontology annotation, biological process: regulation of transcription by RNA polymerase II.